Molecule: messenger RNA, 1470 nt
Organism: Metarhizium robertsii ARSEF 23
Lineage: Eukaryota; Fungi; Ascomycota; Sordariomycetes; Hypocreales; Clavicipitaceae
Product: Ankyrin repeat-containing domain protein
Exons: 1
Coding region: 1-1470 (489 amino acids)
Biological process (GO): cellular response to unfolded protein; protein refolding
Cellular component (GO): cytoplasm
Molecular function (GO): misfolded protein binding; heat shock protein binding; ATP hydrolysis activity
Source: RefSeq, a predicted model, not a curated record
AUGGAGGAGGGAAAGACUGAGCCGCGAGUCGUUAUCCACGACUACGACAAGCGCACUUUCCCCUCAACUUUUAGUAUAAGGGGCGACAUCUGGAAGGUUGGAGAGCAUGACAUUACAAACCAUCCUGACCAUGUUCAAUUCAUCCACGAUGUCAAACGCAUCCUCGGGCGCAACUCCCGGGACGGGCGGCUAGAAGCGGACAUCAAGAAAUGGAAUCUGCCUUUUGAGCUGGAUGACGAUGGCAACCCAUUUUGCCGAGUCGGUAAUGAACAAGUACGAGCGUGUGAGUUUGUGGCCCUGCUUCUCCUAAGAGCCCAAAAGAUCGUCGAGGACGCAACAGGUAAAAGGGUGACGAGCUGCGUGAUUACUGUGCCGGCGUACUUUACGGACUCGCAACGCCGAGCUACCCACGACGCCGCCACAAUUGCCGGGAUGGAAGUGCUUCGAAUUAUGAAUGAGCCGACGGCGGUAGCUGUGGCUCAGCUCCGGGAAGGCGAUAAUAAUGGCAAAUUCUUAAUCAUCGACGCUGGUGGGGGAACAAGUGAUUGCUCGAAGGUCAACCUAUCAACCAGCCAUGGUAAAAAGACAUUCGUUGUCGAAGCCACGUCGGGAGAUAAUGCGCUUGGAGGACAUGACUUUCUCCAUGUUCUAACCAAACUGCUCGAGAACAAAGUUGAUACUGUUCCAUACAAUGAGCUCAUGGGCUUGUGUGAAUUAGCCAAGAAGCAGCAUGAUGAUCCAAUUGUUAUUCAAGUAAGGGGAAAGCCAUACAACAUUACGCAAGCCAAGUUCAAAACAGCCCUCCAGCCCUAUUUACAGAGGGUGGGCAAGCUCAUCAAGGAAGCUCUUGAGGGCGAUACCCCGAAAGCCGUGAUACUCGCUGGGGGGUGUUCCUGCCUAAGGCCUUUUGAAGACUUCGUCGACCGGGUGCUCAACGAUACCAAGUUCCUCCCUCGGCGCCCGGCAGCUGAAGUGGUCGCUGAAGGGGCUGCCAUAGUGGCCAAGUCCAAGAACAUUGUCGUCACUGAGGUUCUGAGCCGGAGUUUGGGCAUUAACACUCAACAUAAAGACAGCCAGAGAGAUGAUGUCAUGGAAGUCGUGCUAAAGCGAAACACUCCCCUUCCAGCCAGUUACACUAUGGCGUUUACCGCCAUCCAUGAGAAAGAGACUGAAAUCCGAUUAUACGAGGGCGAACAUAGAAAAUCCUCGGAAAACAACUUACUGGGCGUAUUUGGCAUUGCCGUGUCGGCCGGACAGGAAAUCAAGGUGACGAUCAGUGCAACUCGCGACGCGAAGGUUCACAUUAAGGCGAUUACGGCACAGAAGUCCGAGGAGUUAACGGUGAAGAGGAAGGGGUCUGAGUUGACAGAUUCAGAGCUUCAGACUAUGGGACAGAAAGCGCGACAAAGGUUGGCCUCAGGCGAAGUUAGCCGAGUCAUGACAAGGAAACGCAAGAAGGGCCGACGCUAA